Hemisphaericaspora subhashii is the source of this 3750-nucleotide messenger RNA. It is a transcript of the gene YBL053, whose product is annotated as Ybl053p. The record is from RefSeq and is a predicted model, not a curated record. NCBI's taxonomy places the organism in Eukaryota, Fungi, Ascomycota, Pichiomycetes, Serinales, Debaryomycetaceae. Gene Ontology annotation, molecular function: DNA binding. Gene Ontology annotation, biological process: replication fork arrest; DNA replication checkpoint signaling; DNA repair. The coding region runs from base 1 to 3750 and encodes 1249 amino acids. Gene Ontology annotation, cellular component: replication fork protection complex. The transcript has a single exon.
AUGUCAGAGUCACCAAUAGACAUUGCCGGUGACGACUAUUCUGAAAUCGAAGAAUUCGACGAUUUCAUAGAAGACGAUCUUAAUCAACCACCUCCAGUUUCCAACCAAUCUGAACCAGAAGAAACCGAAAUCGAAAUCGAUCGUAUUCGUACCCUCACAACUACCCUAAAACCCCAUGAAUCACAAGCACAAAAACUUCUCAAAGCCCAUAUUGCAGUUUUAGUAUCCGCAUUAGGUGGACCUGAUCAUACUUCCUCCCAAUCCCCUCCCCCUUACAAACUUGGUCAUGAUGCACUUGCAUGUCUUAAAGAUAUCAAACGAUGGAUUAAAGCGGUGGAUGAACGAAGAAAUAAUUAUGAAGUUGCACUUGCGUGUGCUGAAAGUGGAUUGGUUGCGAAUGAUAUUCUUGUGAUUCUUUGUCAAUGGGAUAAACAAAUGUCCAAUAAAGAAAAUAUAAAGAAUAAAACUACGAUGGAAAAGAUUAUGUUGACAUGUCUUGAAUUAUUGGUAUUAUUGACUUGGCCGGUUGAUUUUGGGAAUGAGAUGAGUGAACAACAGAAAUUAUUGUUUGUUGAUCUUAAAAGGACUCAUAUUGUUUAUAAGAAACAUAUAUUGGGAUAUAAUCAAGGACAAGUAUUAAAAGCGGUGAUUAGAUUGGCAUUGCCGGUGAUUGCUAAAUCGAGAAUUGAUCGAGAAGCUAGAGAUAAUCAGAUAUUGAAGUUGGUAUUGUAUUUAAUUAGAAAUAUAAUGGCGAUUGAACCGGCAAGUGUUUCGAUUCUGACUAAAUCAAAUAAACAAGUAGUUGCAACUAAUGAAUUACCUCCCGGUAUAACUCAAGAUGAUAUUUCAUUAAAUAAUGUCCUUUCAGUAUUCAAGAAGAAUAAAGUCUUAAUGUUAUUAUUAACAAUGUCAGGAUCAAUCGGUACAGAAUUCGAUAAGGAUAUAUUCGGAGAAAUUUGUUUAGAAUGUAUUUAUCUCAUGGUUAAAGGAUUGAAAUCAGAAGAUAUCCUCACCAUCAAAAUCCCUCAACCCCAGGCACCUCAACCUCCACCAUCAACCACCACUCCAGACAAUGACAUCACCAACCCAUCCCAACCGCUCGAAUCAAUCACCACCACGGCAGGCCUACAACUCCAAGACCUCCUCCAAACCGAAUCCACCCGCAAGAAAACCCAAACCCAACACAUCUCAACCCGUCAUGGAAGAUUCGGAUCCCUCUUAUCAAUCCGCAGCAAUGGCUCCUCCGAUGCCAAUUCAUACGUCGUAUCAGGUCAAGAAGCACUCAUAAACACCGACACAACAUUAGAGAAAUUGGAUAGAUCCAAGAAAUGGAACCUGAGGAAUUAUUUCAAGUAUGAUUCUGAUGAAUUUGUGAAAUCAAGACAAGGUGAUGUGUAUUUAUCCAGCCAAGGCCAGGCAAUAUUGACGGAAUUUCUUGAGCUGGUAUUAUCUGGAGGAUGUUUUAAUAAUUUGAUUGAGGUGAUGGGGUCGAGGAUGACUUCGGAUGAUGAUAAUCUUGAUGAAUAUUCAAAAGCGAGUUAUUUCUUUACUAUUGCUUGGUUUUUGAAUUAUCAGCGGAAUAGAAUCGAAAGGAAAGCAGAAAGUGAUUAUGGAUCUGUCGGGGCCGCGUUAUCACAAGUGAAUUUUAUACUUAUAAUUGGAUAUUUUAGGGAGUCGUUUUCUAACAAAGCGUGGAAUUCAUUACAUGUUGCCAUGAUUUGUUUUAGGGAACUUCUCCAAAUCUCGAAUUCAAUCUUUGGAAAACAACACCAAGACCAAGAAGACGACAACUCUCAACAAGAAAUCGAUCGUGAAUUAGCAGAAGGGAUAAUGAGGAAAUUAUUCUCCUUUAACGAUUUCCUCAACAUCCUCGUCCAAAUCCCCCAAACCGCAUCCAAACAUUCCCCCGAUUAUCUCAGUGUAUGCAUAUCCACCAUUCAUAUCCUUCUCAAGGCGUUCGAAAGGUUUGCCAAUGAAGAUAUCCACCUCUAUAUCCAAUCCAAACGCAAAAAAUCCCACCGUAAACGCAUUGCCAACGAUCUAAAUCGAGACACCGACAUUCGUCUUCGUGAUGUCAUUGAAGCAAACUCCGACGAAUCCGACUCAGAAUCAGCCACAACAAUUCGUGAAAUCACAAGAGAACGAAAACUAGAUUUCAAAACCACCGAAAUUCGAUUCUUCCAAUCCAGUAUCGUGACAACCUAUAUUGAAUUCUUAUCCCGAUUUGCCGAUCUCCUGCACCGGGAGAUCAAGAUGUGUCUUGGGUAUUUCCAUCGAUUAUUCGUCAUUCAUAAAGAUUUCACCGGGUUAUAUAGAUUGGAUUUCAUGUUAUUAUUACCAAGAUUGAGAAAUCAUUUACCGAGAGGUUCAGGAAUCCGAAUCCAAGUGGAAGAAUUUAUAUAUUAUUUCAUGAAACGGUUUAAAGUUGCAUUAGCGAGAUUUCCUAAUCCGAUAGAAAUUUUGUUUCCCAGGUUUGAGGAUGCUGGGAAUAAGACCUUCCUCGCCACGGGGGAACUCUACUACCAUCCUGAGAAAGAAAGCACUAGUACUCGACAACCAAAGCUUGCCAAACCAUUAGAAUUCGUGCGUGAUAAUUUCUCCCCUGAUGAGAGAGUCAAGAUAUUAAUAUCAGCAUUAUAUGCACAAGACAAACAGACUUUCCUCAAUUGGAUCAUCUCCGAAUUUGAAAGAAUCAUAUCCAUAAGAACCUUAGACUCCAAUGCCAUGGCAGUGAUCAACCCGGGAAAUGUGAACAAACUGUAUAUCCGUCUCUUCAUAAACAAUGCUAAUCUCCGUCUAUUACUCCUGACAAUGGGGUUCGAAUUACCAUUCACAACAUUAGAAUAUCCCGAAUUGCCACCGCUGAUUACAGUUGAUAAAUUUGUUGAAUGGGUGGAAUUGAUUAAGAAGUGGACACAAGCCCAGCCGGUUGAAUUUGACGAUGGAAGACAUCCGCUGUCAUAUUUACGAGUACAUGAAGAAUAUAAUGAUGAGGAGUAUAAUAGCGGCUAUGACGAAGAUGACGAGGGCAUUGCAUUCGAAACAACAACAGGAAGUUCAGAGCGGACUCAGACCGCGGAAGAAUUGGAUAAUUUGGAAGAAUUAGAACGAAGAAUAUCAUCAUCAUCAACAACAUCUCAUGUUGAAAAAGGAAAAGCCAUCCGCAAGAAGAGAUCCAAACCCGCCAAUAAGGCACCCAAGGCUCCAAAACCAGCCAAGAAAUCAUCCGGUGCCACCCAAUCCCGCCGCUCCAAAUCAAUCCAAAAAGCAACCGGAACCUCCACCCCUUCCUAUCGUUCCUCCGAAUUUGUCGGCCUUUCCGACGACGAAAGUGACGAUGAAAAAGACAAAGCAUUCUUCGAACGAGAAGAAAGAUUGAGAAAUAUGUUGAACAACAAUGGAGGAAUCGUGAAUGCGGCCCAAUUGGCUGAAUUUCGAAAAAUGUGGGCGAUGAUGGAAGAGAAUGAUCAUAAUGAUAGUGGAAAUGGAAAGACGGGAGAAGUUGUCAGGAGUGCUAUUGAACGGACUGAGUCUUUGUUUGUGAAUGAUGAUGAUGAUGAUAGUGAUGGAGAUGGAGUUGGUGAAGGGAGUGAGAAUGGUGGGGUGACAUCUUCGCGUACGUCUGAUAAUGAGGUUGAAAGUGGUGAUAAAAGAUUGGCUUCUCAGGUGGAUGGUGAUGACGAGGAAGAAGGAAGAUCAACAAUCAAGAGAAAGCGUUUAAUUAUCGACGAUGAUGAAGAUGAUGAUUAG